AGGCAAACAUGGCGGAGGAGCAGAGAGCGGCCGGAGCCGCUGUGUCGGAGACUAAAUCUCCUCCUCCGCUGCUCGUGAGGUCCUCGAGUGUCAGCCUCUUUAGUGACUGCGUCCAGCAAGGGGUCCAGCAGCUGCUACCGCUCAAGUUCGACAAGAACAUUAAGCAGGCGUUUUACAACACGGGCGCGUUGAUAUUCGUGGCCAUCUCGUGCGGUGCCGCUGUGCUGGUUUACUUUAUCUUGGAGGCGUUCCUGCGGCCGCUGUUGUGGGCUGUGCUCUGUGGCACCUUCCUGCAUCCUUUCAAGACUACCCUUACUAACCUGGUGAGGAAAUGGCUGGGCAGCCUCCAGGAGUCCGGCACGCCCAUCGUCCUGGCCACCCUCAUGUUGCCCAUCUCGUUCAUCAAUCACGGCGUGGAGAUGUUGGGUAACCAGGUGCUGCUGAAGCGCAAACUGCUGCUGGUGUUGGCCAUCGGCGUUCCCGUCCUCUACCUCCUGUACUGCUUCAGCACCUGGGUGGGACUGCAGCUGUUACUCACUCACACAGGGCAGUUUAUCUCCUUAGCGCUCGAGUAUUUAAACACAUUGUGGGUAUGGACUCUUGUUGUUGGGUAUGUGUUGGCAGUUUCAUUUAAGUGGAAUACAAAAACGGAGCAUUUUCUGAAAACUAUCUCUGUUCCAGUUUGGACAGUGCUUCUCUUUUAUUUAGCAUCAAUUGCUGGCACUUGGCGUAUUCCAGUUUUUGUAGUGAUUGUCAUUCUUCUGGUAGUGGGAGCAGUUCAGGAGGAGAAAGGAAAUGAAACUGGUUUGGAGCUCCCUGCUCAUGUGAUUCAAAUCAUUGUACGCACUAUUAAUGUGGCAGUAUCCAUGACUGGAUUCAGCCGUUCUCAAGAGGAUCAACUGACAAAAGGGGUAUCAGGUUCAGUUGAAACUAGAGAGUCCAGUCCUCCAUCCUCCUCAUCGUCUGCCUCAUACACUCCGUUAGGAAUACCAAGACCUGAAAUAGUGUCUUUUAUGAAGAAGAAGAAAACAAGUGACAUCUAUUUUGUGAUGCUUGUCUGGGCUAUUGCUGUUGUGCAGAUUUGGCUGAACCUGUGGAUUCUUGAAUUGCUACCUGUGCCAGUAGCUGUUUGGGGUCUUAAGAAAUUGGUCCUACGUUUCGGAGUAAUGAACUUUGCAGAGAAGCAUAUCAGUAAACACUGGAAGACACUCUCCACCUUUGUUAAAGAAAGACAGGAUGCUUUGGCUCCAAGACCAAUCCGUGGACUAGGAAAAAUCAUAGUUAAGGCUGACAAUAAGCUAUGGCAUUGGCUUAAUAAGCAGAUUAUUUUUUGUCUGGAGAAAUCACUGGAUAAGUUGAUCAGCAUUUUUAUCAUCUUUUUAUUGGUUAUGGGAACGUUACUGCUGGCUUUAUUGCUUACAGCAAAGGUUCACGAGGAAAGCGUGCACAUGAUCAAAGUCACCAGUAGCUUGAUUAAUGAGACUGUUGCUAACCAUCCUGAAUGGGCAAACUGGCUUCCUGAGGCACAGGUCAUCCAGAAAGCACUAAAUUCUGCUGCUAACAAUGUGUACCAGUAUGGAAGAGAGUGGAUAACCCACAAGCUUCAUAAGAUGUUAGGAGACAAGAUGAACAAUACAGCAGUUAUAGAGAAACAAGUCUUGGAGCUAUGGGACAGAUUGUAUCAUAAUUGGUUUGUGAAGAAUGUAACUCAUUCUGGAAGACACAAAGGUCACAAAUUCACUAUCCAUCGCCAAAGUAGUUGGCUUGGAGACAUUUUGGACUGGCAGGAUGUUGCCUCUUUUAUUCAUGAAAACAUUGAAACUUUUCUUUCUAUAUUGGAGUCUCUCUGGAUUGUGAUGAGCCGAAAUGUGAGUUUGCUGUUCACAACUGCAACCACCUUAUUGACAGUUCUAUUCCACAGCGGUACAGCACUUCUCAACUUUGCUCUUUCACUGGUCAUUUUCUUAACUACACUGUUCUAUCUCCUAAGUUCCAAUGAUGAAUACUACAAGCCUGUGAAAUGGGUUAUCAGUCUGACACCCCUUUCCCAGCCAGGACCUUCCUCCAAUAUUGUGGGUCAGUCAGUUGAAGAAGCUAUACGCGGUGUGUUUGAUGCGUCCCUGAAGAUGGCUGCUUUCUAUGGGCUUUACACCUGGUUGACACACACUGUAUUUGGAAUCAACAUUGUCUUCAUUCCUUCAGCUCUAGCAGCCAUACUCGGAGCUGUCCCUUUUCUGGGAACUUACUGGGCUGCUAUGCCAGCAGUGAUAGACCUCUGGUUGACACAAGGAGAAAACUUUAUGGCGAUCCUCCUCCUCAUUUGCCACUUGCUACCAACGUACUUUGUGGAUACAGCUAUAUAUUCUGAUAUUUCAGGGGGUGGUCACCCGUAUCUCACUGGCUUAGCAGUGGCUGGAGGAGCUUACUACCUUGGACUAGAAGGUGCGAUAAUUGGACCCAUCCUAUUAUGCAUACUUGUAGUUGCCUCGAACAUAUACAGUGCUAUGUUAAUGAGUCCUUCGACUGCAUUACCAACUCCUUCACAGACUCCUUGGCCUUUGCAAAUACAUCGGCCUUUUGAGGAUAAUCCUGAGGAAGUAAAACCUGGUACUGAAUGACUGUAUACUUUCCCACAUUAGUCAGAGCGUGUUGGCUGAUUAUCUGCUGCUUCCUGCACUGAAUUCACAGUUGUGGCCUUCCUGUACUCUCCAAAGAUGAAUAUUGCAUUAGCUCAUGCUAUGUAGGAAAAUUACUUCUCACUCAUUUGGGUGAUUAAUGUAACUCCCAAGGAUACAGCCAACCAUUUGGGAGAUAGAGAAUUCAUUAUUCCUGAAUGUAAGAUAAAUUAUAAAUGAUCAACACAGCAGUUCCACACUUGACUACAAGAAAGUUUGAAGUGCUGUUUUUCUAAUCUUUUAAUGUAUGUUCUAAGGGUGUUUCAGAUAAUUUUCAUGGUCAUGGGCUGAUCUGAAACCGAAUUGCACAGCUGCUGAACCAGUGAAAAACCAAAUUGUAUGGCUUUGUUUUGCCGUUAAAUGCUCUGGCACAGUAAGGGAUUAGAGUAUUUUCAGGUGAUCUGAUUGGGUCUUGAAAACUUCACAGUUAAACUCUCUUCAAUCUCCACUGCCCCCAUUUGGAAACCAGAAAGUGUUCACAUUGGGCUAGGUGCAUCUGAGAUGCAAGUAUAAACUUAAUAUGGUGGAAUAACGACACCAUUUGAGCAUGGAAUUUACAAAACUAUGUUUUGUUUCUUUGAGGAUGUUUUAGUUUUCUCCUCUUGGUAUUCCCUCCUGGACCCUCAAGUGUCUUGUUAUUGUAGAUACCUAAGUUAACCCUGUGGCUGCUGUUCUUGAUUUGUUGGCAGAAAAUCAACCAGAUCUACUUGAUGAAAGCGCCUGAAUAUGCAUUAUCUUUUUAACUCUUAUCUGAGGUACACUUAUCAUCUAUUUGAAAUCACUGUAUUUAUGAUUAAUUCAAUAUGGAUGUAAAUCUAUAAUUUUUAUUAUUGCACAAUGUUGCCACAUAUGCAAGCUUGUGGCUCAUUUAGAACUACUGUUAUAUAUGCUUAUUGAAUGUUAUUACAAUUUUAUAGCAUAUAGAAUCUUUGCUUUCUUACUCCUGUGUCAGGCUGAAAAGCAAGUUCUCACAGAUGUCUAUAAUAAAUUGGACUAUAUCCAGAAUUUUCAAAGCGAGAUUGUGAACUAAACAGGCUGGUGCCGGCUUUUGUGUUCAAAGUGAAGACUUCAGGCAGUGGCAGCACCAUUAAGUAAAUGCAUGAAAAAAUUAAAUUAGCCACUAGACACAGAGAUUAGAAAUUCUGGAAGUUGUCCACCUCCAGAAGUCUAUUAGGACAAGGUUCCUAAAAUGUAGCCCAAAUUCCAGGAGGGCUCAUAUGAACAAUAGGAACUACUUGGGUUCUGACUGUACAGAGCCAGGAGCAUUUCAGCAUGUUUUCAUUGCUGCUCAACUUGGGGAUGAUUAACAGAGCGUUUGGGAUCUUGCCAUAACUGCUAAUCAGUACAAAAACAUAAUCUGGCUGUUACUUCAUUCUGCUACAUUGGAACUAGCAGUCAGUCUCUUACAUCUAUUAGCACUUGGAUGUGACACAACAGUAUCUCCAUCAAGCAUUUAUUUGACCAGUAUGCCUUGUUUGUAAUCUGUACUACCUCCUGUACACUGGGCAGCAUCUCCAAGCUUCCUGGGCAAAUCCAGAAUUCCACCAAUGUCAUUGCCAAGAUUGGCAUUGCAGGUAAUGGAGGAGCAGGUGUCAACACGUGGUAGAAUAAUCACUUGGUGCCCUACCCUGUUGGAAUUUCUAAGAGGCCAAAUAGGAGAGAGUACUGUUGGGAAGUAGUUAUGCCUGAAAUUCUUUGCCCCACACAAGCUGACUGGCAUUAAUGUCAUGUAAAACCAGUGCCAACUAUCUAGGUGCAUAACCUUAAAUAAAUUACAAGAUCUGUAGCAAUGAAUAUAUACAUUAAGACAUUUGAUCAGCCAUUAAAAUAAUUAAAUUGAAACCCAAUCCGAUUGCAACAAUACAAAAAAAUGGUCUAUGUAAGUUCUAGAUCUGUCUUCAAACAGUUUUUAAGUUAUAUUAAGAUUUGGGGAGAGAUGAACAUCGGAGGUUUGAUCCUUCUGUAAAAGUCGGUAAAGAAUUAUUUCCAUAAAUGUUGUGCAGAAUCAUCAAAUAUAUUCUAGUCCAUUUAAAAAAAUAGCAGUGUGAUUAUACAUAGGUAAAUGCUAAAUCUUCUUAUCACAAUAUCACAUUUUAAUAGAGGCAGAGAUCACAAAACAUUUGUAGAGAAAAUACAUUUCAUUUUCAAAGGAUUGAAAAGUGUGUUAUUUUAAAGCUGUCUUAUAAGAUUGAGAUAAAAAAAUCUUAUGGCAAAGAUUGGUGACUUUAAUUUGUUUUUGUUUACAAAUGCUAACAGAUAAAUGAAGUUACGCUUAUGCAAUGUGCAGUACAUCAUAGAAUAUGCUAUUUUUUUCUUCCUCAUGUUUAAUCUUCAGAGAUUAUACUUGGAAAAUAAUUUUCUAAGGUUUUAAGGCGAUGAACAUAAUCAUUUCAUAGUCCAAAACUUGUGUACUUUUUCAGCAAUUCCUCUUUGUCAAAGCUUUGCCUGGAGAAUACACCAGUUAAUAAAGAACAAAGAAAAUUACAGCACAGGAACAGGCCAUUCAGCCUUCAAGCCUGCGCCGAUCGAGAUCCUCUGUCUAAACCUGUCAUCUAUUUUCUAAGGGUCUGUAUCCCUUUGCUCCCUGCCCAUCCAUGUACCUGUCCAGAUACAUCUUAAAAGACACUAUCGUGUCUGCGCCUACCACCUCCGCUGGCAACGUGUUCCAGGCACCCAUCACCCUCUGCAUAAAGAACUUUCCUCGCAUAUCUCCCAUAAACUUUCCUCCUCACACUUUGAACUCAUGACCCCUAGUAAUUGAGUCCCCCACUUUGGGGGGGGGGAGAAGCUUUUUGCUAUCCAUCCUGUCUAUACCCCUCAUGAUUUUGUAGACCUCCAUCAGGUCCCCCCUCAAUCUCCAUCUUUCUAAUGAAAAUAUUCCUAAUCUACUCAACCUCUCUUCAUAGCUAGCAUCCUCCAUACCAGACAACAUCCUGAUGAACCUCCUCUGCACCCUCUCCAAAGCAUCCACAUCCUUUUGGUAAUAUGGUGACCAGAACUGUACACAAUACUCUAAAUGUGGCCAAACCAAAGUCUUAUACAAUUGUAACAUGACCUGCCAAUUCUUGUACUCAAUACCCUGUCCGAUGAAGGAAAUUGACAACUCUAUUGACCUGCGUUGCCACCUUCAGGGAACAAUGGACCUGAACACCCAGAUCUCUCUGUACAUCAGUUUUCCCCAGGACUUUUCCAUUUACUGUAUAGUUUGCUCUUGAAUUAGAUCUUCCAAAAUGCAUCACUUCACAUUUGCCCUAGCUUGAACUUUAUCUGCCCGACUCUCCAAUCUAUCUAUAUUCUGCUGUAAUCUCUGACAGUCCCCUUCACUACCUACUACUCCACCAAUCUUCGUGUCAUCUGCAAACUUGCUAAUCAGACCAGCUAUACCUUCCUCCAAACUAUUUACUUAUAUCACAAACAACAGUGGUCCCAGCACAGUUCCCUGUGGAACACCACUGGUCACAGGUCUCCAAUUUGAGAAAUCCCCAUCCACUACUACUCUUUGUCUCCUGUUGCGUAGCCAGUUUUUUUUAAUCCAUCUAGCUAGCACACCCUGGACUCCAUGUGACUAAUGAUAACUGAGUUUUGACUUGACUCGUUCAUUGGAUGUGGGGUUUGCUGGCUCGCCAGCAUUUAUUGUCGAUCCGUAGCAGUGUGGCGUCACGUAGGCCAAUCCAGGUAAAGGCAGCAUUUUCCUUCCUUUAUAAGACAAUUGUGUUUUUCUAAAAACCAACAAAGUUUUCAUGAUCAUGAUUAGACUAUAUUUUGUUUGGUGGGAUUUGAAACCGGGUCCUCAGAACAUUACCUGGGUCUCUGGUUCAAUAGGGCAAUGAUAAUACCACAAGGCUGUCACCUCCGUCUUGCUGAUUGAAACAGGUGCUGUGUGUGUUCAUGUUUUAUUUUGUCUACAAAGAAUCAGAUCUUGAGUGAGCUAUCAAUAGUAGCUUCCAGCAAUAAUGAGUAAAAUGGCAUAAGAAUUUGUGCUGCUGUGUUGCUGGGUUUGUAGGCUGUCCAUCCCAAAGACCUGAUGGAUUGUAUCAAGCAUCAUAUACCUUCAGCUGUUCACAAUUAGCAAUGUACUAACUGUACCCAAUCAACUCAUACUUGUAAAACUCAAAACAGUGUCCAAUAUUAAGCACAGUUCCACAAUUGAAUAUUUGCUGGAUAAUUUAUGCAAAGAAUUGUGCUGGCAACCAAUUUAGGAUUGUAGAUUGUUGCCUUAUCACAGAGAACAUGAACGCACACUGUGUAUAUUUCAACUCAGCAAGGGAGAAGUGAUGACCUAGUGGUAUUAUCAUUGGACUAUUAACUCAGGAACCCAGUAAGAGUACUGGGAAAAUUGUUUCAGUCAUUGAUGCAAAGACUGUACUUUGGGAAUCUGGUAUGAGGGAAACCAAAUUUGUACUGAUUCCAAAAUUCUAUUAGCACACUUAAUCAUGGAUGUUUGAUUUAGACAUUUAUCACAUUUACUAAUUUUGUUUCUUGUCUUCAUUUUACAACUCUGCUGCCUAAAAAUCAUUUGUUAAUUCAACUCCUACAAAUUUAGGUAUGCUUAAAUGGAGCAACUCAUUCGUUCAUAAAAUUACUCAAGUUCUCAGUGUUCAUACAGGUUCCCUUGGACACAUUGCAAGCGGCUGCAUCCAAUGCAAUAUAUAAGCUCCAGAAGUUGAUGAAUCCUGAUUAAAGAAUGCCAGUUGUGUCUAAAAGAAUUUUUUUUUUACAGUAUGCAGGUAACUUAUUUCUGCUUAAAAAAUUUACAUUGAUCCAAAGCUUCUAAUAUUUGCAAAAUUUUUGGACCUGAAAAUCUAGCAUUAUUUAUACAGUUUGUUUUUAUUGUAAAAUAAACAUCGAAUCGCAAAAUGUAAAGCAUGCCCAAUAAUUGCUCUUCAAUUGACUUUUUCCUCUGGCUUUCCGAGAUAUACGACUAAACAGAUACUUUGCAGAACAUUACAAUACACUGAAGUUUAGAUUUUAUUUUAAAAUAUUUGAACCACAUCUGAAUACAUUUCCCAUUUAAAACAUUUGGAUGAUGUAUAGCAGGUACAUUGAUGUGCUGGAGAAGUACCACUAGUGGUCCUUUUGCAAGAUCUACCAAAAGAAAGGCUGUUUCAACAGCAGCAGUCUCUCCCAGCUGAAAUUCCCAACAUUGAGGUAGUAAUCACACAAAACUAUCUCUGUUGGGCAGAACAUGUAAUUUUGUGUACCUGUUCCCAGACUCCCAAAGCAGCUACUCAGAACUCAAUUGCAUGAGAAAAUAAACAGGUGAAUUGUUGUAGGGCUGUCCUCAAAAAUCCAUGAAGAGGACAACUAUCUUGCCCACUCAUGGCAGUAUGCAGUCUGUCACCAACCAAAAUGAAGCAGAAUCUGUAGAAUGUGAAUUGGACUUCCAAACCAUCUCAGAAUGCAUUAAACUACCAUGGAAACAAGUCAUCUGAGGGACUGUUGAAGGAGAAGAGUUCUGAAGAAGGGUCAUUACCAGAUUCAACGUUAACUGUGUUACCCUCUGCACGGAUGCUGCCAGAUCUGCUGAAUUUUUUGCAGUGUUCUAUUUGCUUCAGAAUUUCAGUAUCCUUGGCAUUUGUCUUUACUACUGAAGAUGAUGUUUGCAAGUCUGUUGAUCACUAAACUGGUCAUUGGUACUAUAGUAUAUGACAAAAGAUUCAUAGUCAGGACUAAUGUCUCCCAGUCUCUAAUAAGAAGUACUUGUUAUUUUCACAAAAUAUAUUUUGCCAAUCCCAUCUUGAGAAAGUACCCAGUUUCUGUAAGUCGUGCAGAUUUCUAUAAGACAAUGCCGUUGAGGUCUGAGGUAUGAGUGCUGGCGAAAAUUAAGUCUGAUAACAACGCAAUAUACUUUUCAGUCAGUUUUCCUGCCCAUUUAAAAUUGUUUAAGAUACCCAUCCAAAUAAACUGGCUAUUGAUGGUUGCUAGGUACUAUUCCCCACGUGAAAACAAGUUUAUACAUUUAGAUCACAUGGGUAGCUCACAUGAAACUUUAUUUUAUUUUAUCCUAUUUCCAUUGUAAUUUCAACAAUGCCCUAAAAGCUCUGUUGGAAGGCACUGUACUAUAUAGUUCUGUUAAAUUUUAACUACUGUAGUGUUCUCAACAGUGUGUAAAUUCACCUUGCAAAAGGGCAGUGUUAGGAGGCUACAAAUGCAAGGUGUCAGGUGUGAUCAGAAACUGCCACUAAACUGCUCCAAAUAUCCUGCUCAGCCUUCUGUAAAGGUUAACUCUUGUCUCUUGGUCCAGGAAGCUGAAGAAGAAUAAAGCUUCUGCAGGGCAAGUUCCUAAAACUCUAAUGUAAAUGACUCCUCAAUUUGGAAUUGUACUUUUCUGCAUUAGUUUCAUUGUCUUUGUCCCAAUGUCCUCAACACACGUGACUUUACACGCAAUGUUUUCUGUCUUUGGUGUUAUGUUUGCAAAUCCAUCAACUGUACCACCUGUUUGCAACCUUUUCAAGAACACUCUGUACAAACAAUUUUAGUACUAGUAUACUUUUAAUAAGUAAAUAUUGUCUACAUGCUCCAAUUUUUUUCCAUCAUAGUCCUGAUAUCAAAUGAUGUAAUUCAAGAAGAACUAUGCAUUAUAUUCUGCCAGUCCUGCUGACUACUCUUUAUAUCCAGUUUUUAGUGUAAACUUGACAGGUCUUUUGUGAAGGAGCAAAAGGGGAAAACAGAAACUGCCACUAAACUGCUCCAAAUAUCCUGCUCAGCCUCCUUUAAAGGUUAGCUCUUGUCUCUUGGUCCAGGACACUUAGGUAGUUGAGAAAUUAUUUUGGAGUUUUCUGAUUGUAUCAAAUUAGUUUUGUUUCACAAAUUGAAAGGAUAAACUUGCAGAGAAUGUAGACAGAUUAGUAGAAAAUACUUGUUGCUAAUAAAUGGAAAUGUUAAUAUGGAAAUACAACAAUAUGGCAAACCUUCAAACAAUCAAUAGAGGAAGAUUUAAACUUUAGAAAUGAGGUACGUAGAUUUUUAAACUGAGUCCACGUGUGAAAAUAGAUCAUUGCAAAUACUAUUCUGGAUUUUAUGCAAGGGGCGACUAUACUGUUGCUUCUUCACUCAAAUGUCACCCUUAUUUUUAGUGCCAUAAAGUUUACAAUGAUUAAGACUGUGUUCCAAAACCACUGACUUGUUAAUACAUGAACCCUGAUGUCAAAACAUAAAACAUUGAAAUUGGUUUAGCUAACCAUGUAUCACAAGCACUUUUACGUCCAACGAAAUUAUCAUAGUUGAUAUUCUGUGGGGUUACUGGGCUAGCAAGACAAACUGAUAUGCCAUCCCUUAGAAAUUCUAGAAUUUGAACUUAUUUUGAAAUACCUGAAAAUGAAAACCUAGUAACAGUUUGACCAUGAAACUAUUGCCAAAAAAAUCCAAACUAGUUUGCUGAUGUCCUUUCAAUAAGGAAACCUUAAAAAAAGUCUUAAUGUCCUUUCCAUAAUAAUAUUGAGGUGAGAGUGCUGCACAGCAAUCUGAAGCAGGAGGGUGAACAGUCAGAGGUUGUGGUACAUAUUGGUAAAGAAAGAAUUGAAAUCUGAAGCAGGGAUUUAUAAAUUAAUGAGCAAGAUUACUAAAGUUAUAAUCUCUGAAAUGCUUUUCGUGCCAUCCGCUCCUAAGUAAUGUAGAAUGAAGAUGAUCAGAUAAACGUGAGACUAAAGGGAUGGUGUAGGAGAACGGCUUUGGUUUUUUGGAUCAUUGGAACACAUUCUGGGAGAGGUGGGACCUGUACACGCAGGUCAAGUUGCACCUGAACUGGAAUUUCCUUGCUGAGAGAUUUGCUUGUGCUCGUGGGGAGGUUUUAAACUGAUUUGGCAGGGGGAUGAGGCACAGACCAGAUAUACAGUCAGGAGCAAGGUCCAAUCAGAUAUAGAAGGAAUACUAGAAUAGUCCAGUAGGUGGAGAAGAUGUAGAUGGGAUAAUACAUAGGAAGUCCAGAAAGUUAAAUUGUAUCUAUUUUAAUGCAGAAAGCUUGAUUGCUAAGGCAGAUGAAGUUAGAGCAUUGAUUAGUAUGUGGAAAUAUGAUAUUGUUGCAAUCACUGAGAAAUGAUUGAAAAAAGGACAGGACUGGCAGCUCAACAUUCCAGAUAUAGAGAUUUCAAGAGGGAUGGGGGAGAUGGACGGUAAGAGAGGUGGGGGUGUUUCUUUAAUGACAAAGGAAACCCUCACUGCAGUAAUGAGGUUGGAUGUCAUAGAAGGGUCUUCAAAUGAGGCUAUCUGUGUAGACUUAGAAAUAAAAUUAUCUUGCUGGAAUUACACUACAGGCCUCCCAACAGAGAAAGAAAGAGGGGCAGAUAUGUAGAUAAAUCACAGAAAUGUGUGAGAGGAACAGUUAUAGGGCGUUUCAGCUUUCCUAACAUUAACUGGGAUCACCUUCGUGUGAAAGGGUUAGGCAGGAUGGAAUUUUUAAAGUGCAUCCCAGAGAGCUUUUUGGAGAUGGACCUACUAGAGAUGGGACAGUGCUAGACUUAAUCCUAGAGAAUGAAGCCAGUCAAGUGAUUGAAGUUUCAGUGGGCAAACAUUUUGGUGAUAGUGACCAUAAUUCAAUUUUUCAAAAUCAUUAUAGAAGGAAUUAAGGUAGAGCAGAAGUUGUGUUUAAAUUGGGGGAAGGCUUAUUUCAGUAUGUUAGACAAGAUCUGAAAAACAUGGACUGGGAGCAGCCACUUGCAGGUAACUCUAUGUUCAGAAAAUGGGAAUGUUUAAAAUGUAGUACAGUGAGAACUCGGGGACAGUGUGUUCCUCUGAAUGUGAAGGGCAAGGACAUUAGGACCAGAGACCCUGGAUGUUAAGGGAUUUUUGAGAGUUUGAUUUGUUUUGUAAAAGUGGAAGCAUAUGUCAGAUACAGUUCAUUUAAAAACAGGGAAGGCGGUCCAAAAGUAAAGGAGAUUGCUUAGUAAAUGAAAUUAGGAGGGGGCAAAGAAGAGACAAGAAAUAUCCUUGGCACAUGGGAUCAAGAAAAGUGUCAAAGCAUUUUAGGAGCAGAGGAAGUGCUGGGAUCUAUUAGAGACUGGAUCCAACCAGUAUGUGCAGCCCCUGGACGUUGGUGAACUCAAUUUAAUACUUCACAUCAGUAUUCAUGGACGAGAAAGAUAUUGUAGCCAGAGAUAGAAGUUGGGAUGUUGAGCUUUUAGAAAUAAUUAAGAUUAAUAAGGAGAAGGUAUGUAGAUGUUUUGGAAGACGUAAAGGUUCCUAAAUCGACAGGGCCUGACAAGAUGUAUCCCAGGCUGUUAUUGUGGGGUACAAAAGAGGAGAUUGAUUUGGCCCUGACAGAUAUAUUUAAUACUUUGCUGCCACAGGUAAAAUGCCAGAUGAUUAUGACUUUUUUCACCCAGAAAGGUUUGGAAUAUAGAGCAUGCUGCCUGAGAGAGUGGUGGAGGCAGAUAAUCUCAAUAUUUAAGAAGCACCUGGAUGAAUACUUAAAAUUCUGGGGCAUGAUAGGCUGUGGACCAAGUGCAGGUAAAUGGGAUUAGUGUAAUUUGGUGUUUGUUGGUUGGCAUAGACUUGGCUGGCUGAGGGCUUUUCUCCUUGCUGUAUGAAUCUUGACUUGUUGCUGUCUGAAAUAUCAAGACUAAGAAGAAAACCUGUUGAUUGCGAAUCAACCAUCUCUUGAUUGCCGACAUGACCUUAUAAUAUGACAGUCUGAUAUUUUUUUCUUUUGAACAUCUGACUUUGGUUCUGGUUGAGAUUUUUGUGCAGUGAAUAAAAGACCUGGAAAAUACCUACAAUGUUGCUUGCAUUCUUUGCAACUGCUAGAAAUAAAAAAACUUUUAAUUGUAUUAUUCAAAUCACCUGUUUCAUUUUAUUCUAAUGUACUAAAAGCUAAGAUUGCCUUUUUUGUUAAAUAAACAUACAUGUUGUUAAAUUAUGUUCGCAAUUCUGUUAAAUAUCCUUCAAAUAUGUACAUUCCAACUUUAUAGUGCUUAGUUGUAAUUAUCAAAAUUUGAUUCCAUCUACUAAAGUCACUAUGUAUCUCUUCCUGUCACUGGGGACAUUACAUGUAAUUGAAGUCAAUAGUAUUCAUUUUAGAAAUAUAAUUCUGGUUUUACCCAUUUUUCUCUGUGUAUCAUCUCACAGUAAGAAGGAUUGGAAAUGAAAACACCAUUAUUACUAUUGUACACUUGACAAAACUUUCAA
Messenger RNA from Stegostoma tigrinum, 12797 nucleotides. It is a transcript of the gene tmem245, whose product is annotated as transmembrane protein 245. Bases 9 to 2618 code for a protein of 869 amino acids. The transcript has 18 exons. NCBI's taxonomy places the organism in Eukaryota, Metazoa, Chordata, Chondrichthyes, Orectolobiformes, Stegostomatidae. The record is from RefSeq and is a predicted model, not a curated record.